Naegleria gruberi is the source of this 1116-nucleotide messenger RNA. RefSeq names its product rab family member. Lineage: Eukaryota; Heterolobosea; Eutetramitea; Acrasida; Naegleriidae. Gene Ontology annotation, molecular function: GTPase activity; protein binding; GTP binding. The record is from RefSeq and is a predicted model, not a curated record. The coding region runs from base 1 to 1116 and encodes 371 amino acids. The transcript has a single exon.
AUGGAGGAUGAUGGCACAGGUUCCGAAUCCACGAAAGCAAAUUUUCUCUCUCCUCUCUAUCGUGAAUUACCAUUGGAAAUAAUCAAGGAAUGUUUUUCAUUCCUAGAUAUGAUUGAAAUUGUACUUUCCAUUGGAUUUGUUUGUUCGGAGUGGAGGAACACUUUUGCUUGGCCGUUAAUUUCUCAUCACAUGAAGGAGUGUUGGCUUUAUGAUUGUAUUCAUGAUGAUGCGAAUGAACAGGUUAAUUCUUUUGAUGAUUUGUUCGGAAAGAGGCUGGGAAGAAAUUGUCUUCGUUACAUGAUGAGAAAUUUUGUAUUUAAUUUGGCUCAACAAGUGAUGCGGAAACAUGAUGCUAGUGAGAAGGGAAUUUUCAAAUUGGAUAGUAGAGAUUAUUUGGAAUAUUCUCAGUUAUUGAAAUUGUACUUUUCAAAAUUUAAUAUUCCUUUCACGUUGAUUUCUCAAGCCAAGUAUCAAAGAAGUGAGAUAUUGGGCCUUGAAUGUAAUGAUCCAACAGUUCAAUCAAUAAGAAUAAGUAAGAAGAAGAACCCAAAGUAUGAGAAGAAUCUCUUUACACAUAAGGCUUUGAUUUUGGGAAAACAAAAAACUGGAAAAACUAAUUUCUUGAAUUCAUUCUCUGAAGUGCCCUUUAGUGAUAAUCCUCCAUAUGAGGAACAUUCUUUCAAAACAAAGUUUUUGAAUUUUGGUGAAAUGUUUCGUGUGAAGAGUCAAAUUUGGGAAUGGAAUGAUAAGAUAUUUUACUAUUGUCCUCAAUUAUUUGAUCCUCUGAGUGCUAUAUUCAUUACUUUUGAUAUUACAAAUAGGUCAUCAUUUGAUUCUAUCAUUCAGGGAUUAUUAGCUUACAGAGAUAACAGAAAAAAGUAUGCAGAAGUUGUCGUUAUUGGAUUAAAAUCAGAUUUGAGAGAUUCCAACUCUGUCACACGACAAGAAGUCGAACGUGUACUCAUACAGCAACUUUUAUUUGAGGGAUCCUACUACAUUGAAGUGAGCUCCAAAUAUCGAACCAAUAUUGAUUCAGCCAUGUGGUUUACCUCCCUCUUAGUUAGUUCAAUUCAUUUAUUCACAAAUAUCCCACCACCAACAAGCAGUGCUCCUUAA